This is a messenger RNA of Racocetra persica, 186 nucleotides long. NCBI's taxonomy places the organism in Eukaryota, Fungi, Glomeromycota, Glomeromycetes, Diversisporales, Gigasporaceae. The record is from the annotation of a GenBank genome assembly.
AUGGAAACUCUCUCGACAAAAAUCACUCAUCAUGAGAUUUAUGAUCAUAUUGAUUUUGACAAAAUUGUAGAAAUCAAUAGUGGUGGUUCAGGAGUUAUUUAUAAAUCUGAGUGUAAAUGUUGCAAAAUCACGAAAGCACUUAAGUGCCUAAGGGAUGGUACACAAGAUCAAAACUUUAACAGAGAG